Molecule: messenger RNA, 963 nt
Organism: Paramacrobiotus metropolitanus
Lineage: Eukaryota; Metazoa; Tardigrada; Eutardigrada; Parachela; Macrobiotidae
Product: C-C chemokine receptor type 8-like
Exons: 2
Coding region: 1-963 (320 amino acids)
Biological process (GO): positive regulation of Rho protein signal transduction; phospholipase C-activating G protein-coupled receptor signaling pathway
Cellular component (GO): membrane
Molecular function (GO): G protein-coupled receptor activity
Source: RefSeq, a predicted model, not a curated record
AUGAACAAUUCCACGAUCGACGCUCAUAUUGUACAAUGUACCUGGAACAACACGGCCAUAUUUGGAUUAUUUGUUUUCAUUUCCGGCCUUCUCACUAACGGCACCGUCGUCCUGGCCCUCCUCAGUCGACACGCGAUAUGGUCACCGUUUAUGGUGUACGUCUUUAAUUUAUUCUGUGCCAAUAUUCUCCAGUCGUUUACCGGGGCGCUGCUGGAUUUUAUUAAUUCUUAUUGCUCGGUUUGGUUCCUCGGCCGGACGUUGUGCUUCGUGUAUAAUUAUGGAGAAUGGACAGCGGCCAUCCUGCAGAUGCUCUGCCAUCCGUUGAUCGCUCUUAACCGCAUAACGGCCAUCUACGCACCGGUGUUUUACCGACACACUCACACCUACCGAAACGCGAUAUUAUUGUGCGUGUUAACGUGGCUGUUGGCGCAUAUUAUCACGCUACCCAUGCUCAUUAUCAACACCGCUGUCGAUGUACGGGAUGUCUGUCAUGUGGACCUAAACGAGCCGGUGCAGAAAUGGUGGGCGUUCGUGCUGGAUGUGGUGUGCGUGCUCUGCAUCGGUAUGGUCGCCGUGUGCUUUCCGGUUGUGUAUGUGAAAUAUCGCCGAUCGCGUUUGCAUAGCAUGCGCGUCCGACCAAUCAAACCGGAUAACGCGUCGGACCAAUCCAAUCGGCUUGAUAUCGGUGUUAUAGGAGACGCUUUAUCGCGUUCCCAAAUGUUUUUGCUACUGCUUCUAACGAUCAGCACCCUGAUAUUAUGGACACCGGGCAACCUUUACGCACUGUUGUCUGCAAUCAACUUGUGGGCGGAUCCGGCCGCCGAAGCCAUCAUUAUUCCCUUGUUCGCCAUGCAAGCCAUCUUGGAUCCCAUUAUAUUUAUCCUCAGUCUGCCUCCCUUACGGAUGACCGUCAGAAAUUUCUUCAGGUGCAAUGAUUCAGCUCACAGUCAGUUGAAAAUUUGA